Globicephala melas (long-finned pilot whale) is the source of this 7180-nucleotide messenger RNA. It is a transcript of the gene RBM41, whose product is annotated as RNA binding motif protein 41. The record is from RefSeq and is a predicted model, not a curated record. Lineage: Eukaryota; Metazoa; Chordata; Mammalia; Artiodactyla; Delphinidae. Gene Ontology annotation, biological process: mRNA splicing, via spliceosome. Gene Ontology annotation, cellular component: U12-type spliceosomal complex. Gene Ontology annotation, molecular function: pre-mRNA intronic binding; U12 snRNA binding.
AUGUCACGUUCUGGGGACGCGGUUUCGUGUGAGCGGGAAGACAAAGGAGGAGGGAAAAGGGGAGACGGGCUGGACAGGCCUGUAGGGCGAAGUUCAGGAAGGGCCGCCGCUGCUGCCGGUCCCCGUAGGCAUGUCCUCCCGGCACAGGCACCUAGGCAACGGCGCCGGCCCCGGGACGGAUGCCGUGACUCCUUCCUAUUUCAGACGGACCUACCCAGGGUAAAUAGCUGUGUGAAGAGUGAUGAGCAUGUCCUGGAGGAGCUGGAGACAGAAGGGGAGAGGCAGCUGAAAAGCCUCCUUCAGCAUCAACUUGAUACCAGUGUCUCCAUUGAGGAAUGUGUAUCUAAGAAAGAGAGCUUUGCUCCUGGUACUAUGUACAAGCCCUUUGGGAAGGAAGCAGCUGGGACUAUGACUUUGUCCCAGUUCCAGACACUGCAUGAGAAGGACCAGGAGACUGCUUCUCUCAGGGAACUAGGGCUUAGUGAGACAGAAAUCUUGAUUUGGAAGAGCCAUGUUUCAGGUGAAAAGAGGGCGAGACUUAGGGCAACCCCUGAAGCGAUACAGAACCGUCUUCAAGAUAUUGAGGAAAGAAUCUCAGAGCGUCAGCGCAUCCUUUGCCUGCCACAGAGAUUUGCAAAGAGCAAACAGCUGACCCGGCGAGAAAUGGAAAUAGAAAAUUCUUUAUUUCAGGGAGCUGAUCGUCACUCCUUCCUCAAGGCUCUUUAUUACCAAGCAUACCACAAAAAGACAAGUGCAGACAAGUACAUGACCUCAAUGAAGAGGAAGAUAAAAUUAGGCACAAAAGAUGAAUCCCAAAAGAAGAACAAAGGUGAUCCCAUGAACAACCUGGAAAAUUUUUACCAAGAGAUGAUAAUGAAAAAACGUCUUGAAGAGUUCCAACUAAUGAGAGGUGAACCCUUUGCUUCCCACUCACUGGUCUCAGCUACAUCAGUGGGAGAUAGUGGCACAGCUGAGAACCCGUCAUUACUCCAGGACAAGGGAAAACAGGCAGCACAGGGUAAAGGUCCCAGUCUCCAUGUGGCAAAAGUUAUUGAUAAUUCACCUGAGCAGUGUUGGACGGGGCCUAAGAAGCUGACGCAGCCAAUAGAAUUUGUCCCAGAAGAUGAGAUCCAGAGAAAUCGUUUGUCAGAGGAAGAGAUCCGAAAAAUUCCUAUGUUUUCUUCAUAUAAUCCAGGGGAGCCAAACAAGGUGUUAUACCUGAAGAACCUUAGCCCUCGGGUGACCGAAAGAGAUCUUGUCUCAUUAUUCGCUCGGUUCCAGGAGAAGAAAGGACCUCCAAUUCAAUUCCGAAUGAUGACUGGACGAAUGAGGGGGCAGGCUUUUAUCACUUUUCCCAAUACAGAAAUAGCAUGGCAAGCAUUGCGUCUAGUAAAUGGAUAUAAACUACGUGGGAAAAUAUUGGUGAUAGAAUUUGGAAAGAACAAAAAGCAGCAGUCAGAUCUCCAGGCUGCUUCUCUAAUAUCAUCUACUACAGAUAAUACUACAGAAAUCAGUGGCAGCUAGAAGACAUAAAGAUUGUGAGUCCCAGGAGGUCUUUCUUGCAUCAGAAUCUAAGAUCUAGGAUUUGUAUAUAGAUAGCAAUUUAUUUGGAAUUGAAGAAGAGAAGCUAACUGAGGGAGAGAAAACUGAAUUAAAAUCCCUUUCAGCUUUUGGAAAGAAUUGGUAGAAAACAUUUUCUAUAAUCAAACACUCUCUGGGAUAGACAAUAUAAUGAGUAUGGAGGAUAGGGAAUAAAGAGUAUCAUUUUCUCAGGAUAAAUUACAGUAGAUUACUUCCAAGGGUUUUUUUUUAAUCAUUAUAAUUUAUAUGAGGUCUUAAAUAUUUGUCCCUUGAGAUAACAUUCUUUCAAGACUGGCUCCUAUAUAUACAAAACUAAAAAAUGAAUUAAGUGUUGAAAUAUUUAUUUAUAGAGCCCAUUUGUCCCUAAAUUUAUUUUCCUAGUAAAUAAAUGACCAAGACUCCAGGCCUAAACAUCAGCAAAUGCUCUUGAAUGAGACCUAUCAGCAGUAACAGUAGGUAGUUUUCAUAAGUUAGUCAACAUAUUUAAUGGACAUUUCCCUAUUAAGUUAUCACUGUCUUCAAAUAGCUUUAUAUUUUUUCUAAUGAAAGAAUUUAGAUCAAAACAUUAAUGUUCUCAUAGUCAUUUAAGCUAGCUACCAUUGAGUAAUGAUUGAAUUAAAAGCAAUAAACAUUGAAUCAUUGUCUAUUACAUGUUAGAGAUUAGAUAUAUUAAUUUUAGAAGAGGAACAUACUAGCAAAGAAUAACUAAAGAGGGGUAGAAAUAAAGAGCUCUCUAGAAGAGAGACAGCCUACCCCAAAUCCCCCAGUUGUUUGUUCGUAGUUGCUGGAGAAUAGAAAGAUGAUAUGAUAUAGAGGAAGUAGUACAAACUUUGGAGUCAGACCUGUUUGAACUUCACAGCCAUACUUACCACUCUGUGACUUUGGCAAGUCACUUAAUCUGAGCCUCAGUUUUCUCAUCUAUAAAAAUGACGAUAAUAAUACUACUUACCUCAUUGGGUUGUGAUGUUUAAUGGGAUAAUUGUAUCCAGGUUGAAGAUCAGAAAGAAAAAAUAAUGAAAAUUUAAUGGGGUAAAGAACCAUUAAGCACUCCAACAUACUUGUAAUGGGAAUAUCAGAGAAAGAAAGGAGCAGAAAAAAUAUUCCAAUAAAUAAUGGCUGUAAAAUCCCAAAUUUGAUGAGAAACAUUAUCUACACAUCUGAGAAAUCUCAAUGAACCCCAAUUAGGAUAAAUAAGAAGAAAUCAACAAACAUACCAUAAUAAGAAUGCUAAAACCCAAAGACAAAGAGAAACUUUUGAAAGCAACAUGAGACAACUGAAGCAACUUACAAGGGAACCUCAAUAAGAGUAAUAGAUGACUUCUCAUCAGAAACAAUGGAGGUGGCAGUGGGAAAACAUAUUCAAGUGCUGAAAGAAAAAGACUGUCAAUAUAGAAUCCUAUAUUCAAUAAAGCUGUUUUUCAAAAAUGAAGAUGAAAUAAAGACAUUCCCACAUAGUCAAAAACUGAGAGACUAUGUUGCUGUCAGGCCUGACUUACAGGAAAUGUUAAAGGAAGUUCUUCAGGUGGAAAGCAAGUGACCUCAGACGGUAAUUUGAAUCUACACAUCCAAAAAAUUAGCAUGGGUAAAGGUAAUUAUGUAAUUAUAAAAGACAGUCAAAAUACAUUUUUCCUUUCUUAAUUGAUUUAAAAAGCUAUUUUAUAAGACAAUAUGUAUAUAGUUGCAUUGUUGGAUCUAUAACAUAUAAAACUGUAAUAUAUUUACCAAUAACAAGACAAAGGAAGUGGGUGGAAACAAAGCUGUAUUGGAUUAAAGAAAUGACUCUAAAAUGGUAACUCAAAUCCAUAGGAACAAAUGAAGAAAAUAAGAAAUGGGAAAUAAGGUUAAUAUUAAAAAGUUGUAAAUAUAUACUUGUUCUUUCUUUCAGCUUCUUUAAAAGACAUAAAAUUAUAUUAAGUAAUAAUUAUAAUGAUGUAUUGUUGGGUUUGUAAUAUAGAAAUAAUAAUAACAAUAAUACCACAAAAAGUGAGAAAAGGAGUAGGUUUAUAUAGCAAUAAGGUUUUUAUAUCUCAUUGGAAUUUAGUUAGUAUAUAGCUGAAGCCAAUUAAGUUAAGAUGUGUAUGGUAAACCCUAGAGCAACCACUAAAGAAAUAACUAAAAAUAUAUAGUGAAAAUAUUAAAGACGUUUAAAUGUUUUAUUAGAAAACAUUCAAAGCAAAAGAAAGCAAAAAGAGGAAUGGAGGGCUUCCCUGGUGGUGCAGUGGUUGAGAGUCUGCCUGCCGAUGCAGGGGACACGGGUUCGUGCCCCGGUCUGGGAAGAUCCCACAUGCCACGGAGCAGCUGGGCCCAUGAGCCAUGGCCGCUGAGCCUGCGCGUCCGGAGCCUGUGCUCCGCAGCAGGAGAGGCCACAACAGUGAGAGGCCCACGUACCACAAAAAACAAACAAACAAACAAAAAAGAAUGGAGAAACAAAAGCUUGAGACAUAUAGAAAAGAAACCGUAAAAUGGCAGUCGUAAGUCCACCUAUGUUAAUAAUAAAUAUGAAUGGAUUAAACAAUCCAAUCAAAAGGCAGAGAUCAUCAAACUGGAAAAAAAAAAAAGACUUACCUCUAUGCUUUUUAUUGGAUUCACACUUUAGAUUCAAGGAUACAGACUGAAGGUUAAAGGAUAGAGAGAAAUAUCAGGCAAAUGGCAACUAUAAGAAAGCUGGAGUGGCUAUACUAUUAUCUAAAGUCUAUUUAAAAUGGACUUUAAAACAAAAAAUGUCACUGUAGAUAAAGAGUGACAUCUUAUAUUGAUAAAAGUCAAUCCAUCAGAAAGAUAUAACAAUUAGAAACACAUAUUAACCUAACAACAGAGUACCAAAAUACAUGAAUCAAAAACUGAAAUGUGGCUUCCCUGGUGGCGCAGUGGUUGAGAGUCCGCCUGCCAAUGCAGGGGACACGGGUUUGUGCCCUGGUCCAGAAGGAUCCCACAUGCCACGGAGCAGCUGGGCCCGUGAACCAUGGCCGCUGAGCCUGUGCAUCCAGAGCCUGUGCUCCGAAACGGGAGAGGCCACAGCAGUGAGGGACCCGCGUACCACACACACAAAAAAAAACCUGAAAUGAAUGGAGAAAUAUAAAAGUAUACAAUAAGAGUUGGGGAAUUACGUACCCCAUUUUCAAUAAGAUCUAGACAGAAGAUGAACAAGGGAAUAAAAGACUUGAACAAUGCUAUAAAUCAACUAGACCUUAAAGAGACUUAUGGAACACUUCACCUAACAAGAGCAGAAUACACAUUCUUCUCAAGUGCACAUGAAACAUCUCCAGGAUAGACCAUAUCACAUACCAUAAAACAAACCGCAAUAAAUUAAAGUGGAUUAAAACUAUGCAAAGUAUGUUCUCUGACCACAUGGAAUGAAGUUAGAAAUCAGUAACAGAAAGUUGGGAAACACAAAUAUGAAUUAGACACACUUUUAAAUGACCAGUGGGUUAAGGAAGGAAUUACAAGAUUAAUUUGAGAUGCGUGAAAAUGAACACACAAAAUGCCAAAACUUCUGGGAUACACCUAAAGCAGUGCUUAGAGAGAAAUGUAUAAGUACAAAUGCCUAUAAUUUAAAAGAAGAAAGAUAACAUAUCAGUAACCUCACUUUACACCUUAAGACACUGGAAAAAGAGACUAACUAGAAAAAGCAGAAGGAAGGAAAUAAGAGAUUAGAUAAAUGUAUAGAGAAUAAAAAGUCAACAAAACCAAAAGUUGGUUCUGUAUAAAGACCAACAAAAGUGAUAAACCUUUCAGUAGGUUGACCAGGAAAUAAAGGAGAUUCAACUUACUAGGAUCAGAAAUGAAGGCGGGAACAUUGCUACCAACCUUAUAAAAAUUUAAAACAAAAAUUAUGAAGGAACACUAUGAACAAUUUUAUGCCAAUAAAUUAGGUAACUUACUUGAAAUACAAAAAUUCCUAAAAAUACAUGAAUUACUGAAACCAAUUGUUGGUGGGGGGGGGGGACAAAGAAAAUCUGAAGAUAACCUGUAACAAGUAAAGUGGUUAAUUAGUAAUUUUUUAAAAUACCCAUAAAGAAAAGCAUAGGCUCAAAUGGAUUCUUAGAUUAAUUCUCACAAACAUUAAAGAAGAAUUAAUACAAGUUCUUCACAAACCCUUCCAAAAAGUAGAAAAGGAGGGAACACUUCUGAUAUAUGCUACAACGUGGAAGAACCCUGAAAACAUGCUAAAUGAAAGAAGCCACUCCAAAAGGCUAUAUAUUAUAUGAUUCUAAAUAUACAGUGACAGAAAGUAGAUUAGUGGUUGCUUAGGGCUUCAGGUAAUAGCUGAAGUGUAUGGAGUUUCUUUAGAACUUGAUGAAAAUGUUCUAAAAUUGUGGUGAUGAUUGUACAACUCUGAAUAUACUACAAAUCAUGAAUUGUACACUUUAAAUGGGUGAAUUUUAUCUUACCUGAAUUAUAUUUUAAUAAAGUCACACACACGUACAAAUACUGGUUAUAACCUAAAUGUCCAUCAGUAUGAGAAUGGAUAAAUUAUGGCACAUCCAUUUAGUGGAAUACUAUACAGGCAUUAAAAUAAUGGAUAUAUCUAUUAAUGCAUUCUGACCUGUAUGAUGUCCAGGAUUUUGUAAUAAGUUAAAAAGUUAUAUAUGUGUGUGUGUGUGUGUGUGUGUGUGUAUACAUAUAUGUACACACACACACAUAUAUAUGUGUAUAUAUAUAUAAUACUUUUUUAUAAACAAAAGCAUUUGUGUAUGUAUGGUAUAUGUAUAUAUAGAUAUUUCUGAAUAAACUUAGGAAAAAGCUGGGAAAUACACAUACCAAACUGUAAACCUUUUAGAGGUGGGAUUGGAUAGGCUGAAAGGGGACUUGCUUUAUAAAAUUUUUCAAGUGUGAUUUGGGCUGAUUUUUACUUUUUUCAGUAUUUUUUUAAAUAAAGAAAAUUUUAAUAUUCUACCAGUGACUUGGCUUCCAGAAUAUUUGUCAGGCCUGCUCUGAGGAUAUCAUCUAACUAUACUCAGGACAAACAUCUAUUCCUUUGAUAUACUGCUCACUUAGGAUUAACUCCAAUUUUAAAUAUAGUUUAAAGGACAAGAAGUAAGUUAUACUGGUAUAACCUCUUGCACAUGUUACCCAGGAGCAUACUUCUAAGCUGGACUUUUCAGAAGAAACUUCUUCCUGUUGGGUAUAAAAUCUCACCUCUGCCCUUUACUAGACCUGCAGACCAUUAACAAUAGAGGAAAAUAAAAAUGGAGGAUGUCCCUCAACUGGUGCAUAGAUAAACUGUGAUAUAUAUCCAUACAAUGGAAUACUACUCAGCAAUAAAAACUAUUAUGAACUAUGAUACAUGCAACAACUUGGAUGAAUCUCAAAUGCAUUUUGCUAAGUAAAAGAGGCCAAACUCAAAAGGCUACUUACUGAUAGAUUCCAUUUAUAUAACAUUCUGGAAAGGAUGAAACUAUGGGAACAGAACAAAUCAGUGGGUGACGGGUUAAAAAUGAGAGACUGAUUACAAAAAGGUAGCAUAGGAAUUUGUUUUAUAAUGGAAAUUAUCUGUAUCUUGAUUAUAAUUACAUGAGUGUAUGCAUUUGUCAAAACUACUAGAAUUGUACACCAAAAAGGAUGAAUUUUACUGUAUGUAAAUGUUUAAAUAAAUGUA